CAAGCUUUAGUCGUGGGUGGUGGAGUGAUAUUUUGGGCGCCACUUUCAUCCUGAACUGAGGUUGUUACAGAUCAGAACAAGAAGAGUUGCGAAUCAUCUAGUCUGACAGUAUGGCUUACAGAGGUCCCGCAUACGGUCUCAGCGCUCAAAUUGCUAACAAGAUCGCUGCUAAACGAGAUAAACAACUCGAAGCAGAAGUGCUGGAAUGGAUCCAAGAAAUAUUAGGAGAACCUCUCCCCAAUGGUUCUUAUGAAGAAAUUUUAAGGGAUGGCAUCAUUCUUUGCAAAUUGAUGAAUCAAUUAUCCCCCGGCAUCAUUAAGAAAAUCAAUACAUCUGGAGGACAAUUCAAAAUGAUGGAGAACAUUAACAAGUUCCAGGAAGCUGCCAAGAAAUAUGGUGUAGCAGAAAUCGAUGUUUUUCAGACGGUCGAUCUGUGGGAACGCCGCAACAUUCCUCAAGUGACGCAAUGUAUCAUGGCCCUCGGCAGAGCAUGCUAUCUUCAUCCAGAAUUUCCCGGACCCUUCCUCGGGCCGAAACCGGCAGAAAAGAACGAAAGAGAAUUCACCGAAGAGCAACUCCGAGCUGGCGAAACGAUCAUUAAUCUCCAGUAUGGAACAAAUAAAGGUGCCAACCAAAGUGGCAUCAAUUUUGGGAACACAAGGCACAUGUAAUAGUGUUGAAAUGUCAGAUUCUUGUAAAAAUCAUCGUAGUCUUUAACUUGCCCUCUGUUUUUUUCCUUGUAUAUGUGAUUAGUCAAUAAAUGUGUGAAAUUGUU
Argiope bruennichi is the source of this 775-nucleotide messenger RNA. RefSeq names its product muscle-specific protein 20-like. Gene Ontology annotation, molecular function: actin binding. Bases 111 to 671 code for a protein of 186 amino acids. Lineage: Eukaryota; Metazoa; Arthropoda; Arachnida; Araneae; Araneidae. Gene Ontology annotation, biological process: actomyosin structure organization. The record is from RefSeq and is a predicted model, not a curated record. The transcript is spliced from 4 exons.